Colletotrichum scovillei is the source of this 606-nucleotide messenger RNA. RefSeq lists its product as uncharacterized. Lineage: Eukaryota; Fungi; Ascomycota; Sordariomycetes; Glomerellales; Glomerellaceae. The transcript is spliced from 2 exons. The record is from RefSeq and is a predicted model, not a curated record. The coding region runs from base 1 to 606 and encodes 201 amino acids.
AUGCCCGCAGUAAAUCUCGCAAGACUCCCACUAGGCGAGCAACUCACCCUCGUCCGUCAAGUCCUCGAAACAAACAAAACCCUUCUCAAAGUCCUCUCCCUCGCCACAAAACUGAACCUCCCAAACUGGUACCUCGCAGGCGGCGCCGUUUCCCAAACAAUCUGGAACCACGUCUCCUCGCUCCCGCCCACAACGGGAAUCUCGGACUACGACCUCGUCUACCACGACGACUCGGACCUCUCCUACGAGGCCGAGGACGCCGUGAUCCGCCGCGGGCGCGAGCUGUUCGCGGGCAUCCCCGGCGAAGGGGCUGGCAUCGAUACGUGGAUUACGACGAGCGCGAUGAUUGGGGUGCGGGUGGAGGCGGAUGGGUCGUGGAGGGUGUAUGCGCCGAGGGGGUUGUCUGAGUUCUUUUCGAUGAUUGUGAGGCCGAAUUCGACGGUUGGUGUGCAGGAGGCGUAUGAGAAGAAGGCGAGGAGGUGGAUUGGGAUUUGGAAGGAUUUGAAGGUGAUGCCGUGGACGGAGAAUGAGACGCCUAUGAGGUUUGAUGAGCUCGAGGAGAAGAAGAAGGGUGAGAAGGUGAAGGCCUUGACUCGAAGCGUUUGA